UUGGCUUGAUGUGGGCAUAUUUUUCUCAAUGCGUGUCUUGUACGCAAUUUUUACUUUAUUUUCGGGCCUAAAUAGUUUUUGCCUAAUGAGUGCGUUUGACUUAGAUUUGAGUGAGUUUCUAACAAUCCAAGCGCCGCACUCCAAACGUAUAAAUAAAGUGGUUCUGGCUGCCAGCGUCGUUAGUUGAAUUAAAGCGUUUGCGUGGAAACAGUUUCGAGUCGAGUCGAUCCGGCCAUAAAUCAUAAGUAGACCAAACAAAAUGAAGUUCACUCUGCUCCUGCUCAUCGCCAGCCUCGCCUGUAUCCUGGCCGCACCCGCUCCGGCCGCCGAGGAGCAGCAAGAGUCCGCCGUGAAGGCCAAGCGAGGCUUGUCCUUGGGGUUGGGCUACCACGCCCCACUGGUGACCCAUUCGCACUACAUCGCCGCCCCGACGGUGGUGCACCAUGCCCCAAUAAUCUCGCAUGCACCGCUCAUCGCACACGCACCCCUCAUCGCCCACCAUCCGGUGUCCUCGGUGUCGUAUCACCUGCCCACCUACCACUCCAUUCACCACUUCUAA
Messenger RNA from Drosophila ficusphila, 559 nucleotides. RefSeq lists its product as uncharacterized. The transcript is spliced from 2 exons. The record is from RefSeq and is a predicted model, not a curated record. Lineage: Eukaryota; Metazoa; Arthropoda; Insecta; Diptera; Drosophilidae. Bases 260 to 559 code for a protein of 99 amino acids.